This is a messenger RNA of Ziziphus jujuba (common jujube), 1208 nucleotides long. Its product is annotated as GRF1-interacting factor 3. Gene Ontology annotation, biological process: positive regulation of transcription by RNA polymerase II; leaf development; cell population proliferation. Gene Ontology annotation, molecular function: transcription coactivator activity. The record is from RefSeq and is a predicted model, not a curated record. NCBI's taxonomy places the organism in Eukaryota, Viridiplantae, Streptophyta, Magnoliopsida, Rosales, Rhamnaceae. Bases 214 to 852 code for a protein of 212 amino acids. The transcript has 5 exons. Gene Ontology annotation, cellular component: nucleus.
CAUGGGUUAUGGAUUAUAUUUGGGUAUCUUAACAUAGUGACAUUUCUAGACACCUCGUGUCGCGGACAUCCAUCCAAAAGAUAUUUUUCUACUCCCUAAAAUUGCUUUCAGAAAUUGUCGUCACACUUACCCACUUGCAGCCUGCUUAUACUGGGUUAGGGUUUGUGUCUAUAAGCCGCAAGAAGAGAGGGAAAAAAAAAAAAAAAAAAAAAGAUGCAGCAGCCACCGCAGAUGAUCCCUGUGAUGCCUUCAUUUCCGCCCACUAACAUCACUACUGAGCAGAUUCAGAAGUACCUCGAUGAGAACAAAAAGUUGAUUUUGGCCAUAUUGGACAAUCAAAACCUUGGAAAACUUGCUGAGUGUGCGCAGUACCAAGCUCAGCUUCAAAAGAAUUUAAUGUAUUUAGCAGCAAUUGCUGAUGCCCAACCACAGGCACCGACAAUGCCUCCCCAGAUGGCCCCACAUCCUGGUAUGCAACAGGGAGGAUAUUAUAUGCAACAUCCACAGGCAGCAGCAAUGGCUCAGCAACAAGGCCUUUUCCCCCCAAAGAUGCCAAUGCAGUUUAGUAACCCCCAUCAAAUACAGGAUCCUCAACAGCAAUUGCAUCAGCAGCAACAAGCAGCAAUGCAAGGACAAAUGGGAAUGAGACCUGCAGGGACCAACAAUGGCAUGCAUCCCAUGCAGCAUACUGAUACAACUAUUGGUGCUGGUGUUAGUGGCGGCCCUACUUCAACUUUAGGCCCAAAUGGAGGAAACAAGCCAGACGUCUCUGAGGCUGGAGCAGCUGGUGCUGAUGGCCAGGGGAACUCAGCUGCUGGGCAUGGCAGUGGUGAUGGGGAGGAGGCAAAAUGACAUGAUCCUUUGAAUCUACGUUCCACAUUGAUGCAUGUGGCUGUUAAUAGUAGUUUCCUUUUUCUUUUCUUUUUUUUCUUUUUUUUUAUAUUUUAUAAAUUCGUUUUCUCGUUUUUCUACAGCAUCUUUUAUGCUAUGCUAAUCUUUGAUAGAUUGAGCAAAGAACCAAAGUUUACUUUGUUUUUAGUCUUUAGGACAUUAGAUAGGAUAGUUGUGUUGUGUCUUUUGGCAUGCAAUGGAUUCUGUUAUCAAGGAUGGUUUAGUUGUUGAGGGAAGAGGUGGAAGCUUGUUCUGUCAAUUGGAAACUUAUAAAUGUGUGGGGGCAUUCAUUAAGUUAUAGUCCCGCAUUUCCAUCA